AACUUCAUCUCUUUAUUUCAACACAUUACAAGAAAUCUCCUUUGGAAUUUUAUCAACUCUUUUUUGAGUAUGUCUGUCUCUUUCUGCAUUAUAGAAACCAAUCAAUAUAUAACUUUUUUUCUCUCUUCUAUAAGACUCACGGGAUUUGAUUCCCUCUAAUUAUUAUUAUUAUUAUUAAAUUCUCCUUUAUUCUUAACAUUAAAAUCUCUCCCUUCACUUUUUUUGCUCUCUCUUUUCUUUGUCCUAAACUACUUCAUUAUCUUAAACUCAUGUCUCUCACUUCUUUGUUUCUUUUCUUCAUUUUUUUGACUAUAACUUCAUCAAGUUUAGGACUACUAAUUAGUAGCAAUAGCAACACUACACACACACCUCGUCAACUUAGAGUUGAUUACUAUGCAAAAUCUUGUCCACAAAUAGAACAACUUGUUGGUUCAGUCACUUCUCAACAAUUCAAAGAAUCACCUGUUUCUGGUCCUGCCACAAUUCGUCUCCUCUUCCAUGAUUGCUUUGUAGAAGGAUGUGAUGCAUCAAUUUUAAUAGCAUCAAAGCCAGGGAGCAAGGAAUUGGCAGAGAAAGAUGCUGAGGAUAAUAGAGAUUUGAGAGUGGAAGGUUUUGAGACCAUAAAAAAGGCUAAGGAAGUUGUGGAGAAAAAGUGUCCCAAUGUAGUUUCAUGUGCAGAUAUUCUAGCAAUUGCAGCCAGAGAUUUUGUUCACCUUGCAGGAGGGCCAUAUUACCAAGUGAAGAAGGGAAGAUGGGAUGGAAAGAUAUCAAUGGCAUCAAGGGUAGGGUCCAACAUCCCUCGUGCAAACUCAACCAUUGAUGAGCUCAUCAAACUCUUCAACUCAAAAGGCUUAACCAUACAGGAUAUGGUUGCUCUUUCGGGUGCUCAUACAAUCGGGUUCGCUCAUUGCAAGAAUUUUGUGACCCGUCUCUACAAUUAUCGAGGCAAGGGUCAACCUGAUCCGAAUAUGAACCCUAAACUGUUGAAUGCUCUUAGAAUGUACUGUCCAAACUUUGGUGGAAACUCAGAUAUUGUUGCCCCAUUUGAUGCUACUACCCCUUUCAUAUUUGACCAUGCAUAUUAUGGUAACUUGCAGAACAAGAUGGGUUUGCUUGCAUCUGAUCAGGCUUUGGCUUUGGACCCACGAACCAUGUCACUGGUUCAAGAUUUUUCAAAGGACAAGCAGAAGUUUUUUCAAGCAUUCGCAGCUGCUAUAGAUAAAAUGAGUUUACUGAAAGUUGUGAGAGGGAAAAAGCAUGGGGAGAAAAGAAGAGAUUGUAGCAUGCAUAUGUGAGAACUGAGAUAGAUAUAGUUUACACAAUUCUUGCAUUUAUAACUGGAUUCAUUGACUUCAAGUUUUCUUUUAUGGAGUUCAUUUGUUUAGUACAGUUAUAAAUGCAGCAUAUUUUUUGCCAAGGUUUAUCUUUUAUUUAUUUAUCC
Messenger RNA from Cicer arietinum (chickpea), 1441 nucleotides. Its product is annotated as peroxidase 19. Gene Ontology annotation, molecular function: heme binding; peroxidase activity. NCBI's taxonomy places the organism in Eukaryota, Viridiplantae, Streptophyta, Magnoliopsida, Fabales, Fabaceae. The record is from RefSeq and is a predicted model, not a curated record. Gene Ontology annotation, biological process: hydrogen peroxide catabolic process; response to oxidative stress.